AUGGAUUCCUCAGAUCCUGCCAAGACAAAAACAUCAUCUUUAUCAACCCCAUCUAAGCAUUUUUGGGUUCUUCCUUACAAAACUCAAAGUCUUGAGAGUCUUUACACUCUAGGCAAAAUAUUGGGUCAAGGUCAGUUUGGAACUACCUAUCUUUGUACUGAAAUAUCAACUUCUAAUCUUUAUGCUUGCAAGACUAUACCAAAGAAGAAGCUCAUCUGUAAGGAAGAUUAUGAAGAUGUUUGGAGGGAGAUUCAGAUAAUGCACCAUCUAUCUGAGCAUCCAAAUGUUGUUAGAAUAAAGGGUACUUACGAAAAUGCUUUAUAUGUACAUAUAGUUAUGGAGCUUUGUGCUGGUGGGGAGCUUUUUGAUAGGAUUGUUGAAAAGGGGCAAUAUAGUGAAAAAGAAGCUGCUAAAUUGAUCAAAACAAUUGUUGGGGUGGUGGAAGCUUGCCAUUCAUUGGGGGUUAUGCAUAGAGAUCUAAAGCCUGAGAAUUUCUUGUUUCUUAGUUCUCAAGAGGAUGCUGCUCUCAAGGCCACUGAUUUUGGCCUUUCUGUUUUCUAUAAGCCAGGUGAAACAUUUUCUGAUGUUGUGGGAAGUCCUUAUUAUGUUGCCCCAGAGGUUUUAUGCAAGCAUUAUGGACCUGAAUCAGAUGUAUGGAGUGCAGGUGUUAUCUUGUACAUAUUACUUAGUGGUGUUCCACCUUUUUGGGCAGAAACUGAUAUGGGAAUAUUUCGUCAGAUACUGCGAGGCAAACUAGAUUUAGAAUCCGAACCUUGGCCUGGAAUUUCAGAUAGUGCAAAGGAUUUGAUACGCAAAAUUCUUGAUAGGAAUCCAAAGAGGAGGUUAACUGCCCAUGAAGUUUUGUGCCAUCCGUGGAUCGUGGAUGACUCAAUGACCCCUGAUAAACCUCUUGAUUCUGCAGUUCUUUCACGCCUCAAGCAAUUCUCAGCAAUGAACAAACUAAAGAAAAUGGCUUUGCGUUUUUAUAGUGUUCCAAGAACUUCAGUUGUAAAGAAACUGAAAUUGGAUCUAGAUGCUGUUUUAAAAGAAACAGGAAAAUGCAAAAAAGUAGUAUAG
Solanum verrucosum is the source of this 1077-nucleotide messenger RNA. Its product is annotated as calcium-dependent protein kinase SK5-like. Gene Ontology annotation, biological process: intracellular signal transduction; protein autophosphorylation; peptidyl-serine phosphorylation. Gene Ontology annotation, molecular function: calmodulin binding; calcium/calmodulin-dependent protein kinase activity; calcium-dependent protein serine/threonine kinase activity. The record is from RefSeq and is a predicted model, not a curated record. Bases 1 to 1077 code for a protein of 358 amino acids. The transcript has 5 exons. Lineage: Eukaryota; Viridiplantae; Streptophyta; Magnoliopsida; Solanales; Solanaceae. Gene Ontology annotation, cellular component: nucleus; cytoplasm.